CAAAAGAAAAUAAAAAGUUGUACGCAUCAAAGGAUGUGCUUUAUGCAGUAGAAGACUAAUAUUGAGAAAUAAAAGAACACAAGGAGACAACAGAAAAGGAAAACUGAAUAGCCGUUCUUAGAGUCGGAGAACACUAUUUCAUAUUGCAAAGGUAAAUCCCUCAGACAAUUAUCGACCGAAAUGGAGUGGUACCCAUUGGCACUGGUUCUUUGCUUGAGUUUGGCAUCUUCAGCCCAGGCAGACUGCUCAACCCACUGUUUAAUCUGCGCGCAGCAGAGUCCCAAUUUAGACACGCUCAUCAACAGUCUGACUUGCACCUUAGAGUGUGAAGGUACCCUCUCAUCUACAGAAGAACUAGAUAAAUGUGAUAAUGUCCUUCGGUCAUAUGCUGGUGGUUUGAAUGCCUUAAACGAAAGAAAUUACCCUGAACUCCGUGGCUCUGAGAGGGGAAACCCACAGGUCACAACUGCUGGCGAUGUAGUAAAGCGGUACGGUGGAUUCAUAAAGAAAAUAGACAAAAACAAAGUAUUUUCUCUCCCACGUGACAAUGCAAGUCUUAAACGGUUCUAUUUCGCGCCGAAAUAUGACAAUUCUCUAAGAAAAUUGUCGGAAAGAGACAUCCCAGAGGCAGAGCAGGAUUCCCGGCAGGAAGAUGGAACUUCGGAAGACGAAUUAACUGUCUUCAGCGACGACACUCCCAUCAAUGCAGUGAAGCGCUAUGGAGGUUUCCUCAGGAAAUUUGCCCCCAAGAGAAGCUACAACUCGGAUGAAAAUAGUCAAGAGGAGUUACAAAAACGUUACGGGGGUUUCAUGCGGAGAAUUCGACCGAAACUCAAGUGGGACAGCCAGAAAAGAUAUGGGGGAAUUUUGCGGCGUCAUUUCAAAAUAUCUGUUCGAUCGGACGAAGACCCAGGCUCGUACGAUGUAAUUGACCUAUAGAUUAUGCCUUUGGAACUUAAAUCACCAGUUCUCGUUACCCGUUCUCUCCCAUGUCCAUUUUCUGAUGAUCAGACCCAACUAGGCAACUGUAAUAUUGCUGUAAAGCAUAUUUAGAAUGAUAUAUGAUUUUGUCAGCCGCAUUUUACUGAAUUGGGGACGAACCAAUAAUACAUUGAUGUACCUGGAAAUGGCAAAUGUACCAUUUACGUUACGUAUUUAUAACAUAUGCUUGUAUAAUAAAAAUAAACCAACAAUAAACAUAAACAAA
Molecule: messenger RNA, 1207 nt
Organism: Conger conger (European conger)
Lineage: Eukaryota; Metazoa; Chordata; Actinopteri; Anguilliformes; Congridae
Product: proenkephalin-B-like
Exons: 3
Coding region: 181-939 (252 amino acids)
Biological process (GO): chemical synaptic transmission; neuropeptide signaling pathway; sensory perception
Cellular component (GO): axon terminus; neuronal cell body; plasma membrane
Molecular function (GO): opioid receptor binding
Source: RefSeq, a predicted model, not a curated record